AUGGCGGGUCCGUGGUGGAGGCAGUGCCGCAGGUGGAGUACGAACGUUACGAGCACGGGCUUAUUUGAAACCCUGUGGCAGUACAACGUCAGGUCCGUGUCCGUGUCCGCGUCCUCUCUGGGGCGGACGUCCUGGAGCUCCAGGCCGGGGAACGAGUGGCGGCCAUCAGCACUACCAACACAGAAAAAGCUGCAAACUUUAAACUUAACCUCAACUAUCACCAGACACCGGUCACGGUUCCUCGAUCCCACACUACAGUCUUGCUGCUGCAGAACGAUACACAGCGAUGCCAAACCCAAGGACCCGUUCAUGUUAGCCCAGAAAGAUUUAAAAAGUUUAUACGACGACAUCAGGAAGGAGCUUUUUGUAUCUAAAGAGCUGAAACAUCUAUGUGACUACUACUUCGAUGGCAAAGGCAAAGCCAUCCGACCCAUGAUAGUCGUCCUGAUGGCCCGGGCGCUCAACAUCCACAGCAACAGAUCUGGGGAUUUGCUCCCGGGGCAGAGGACCAUAGCUAUGAUCUCAGAGAUGAUCCACACUGCCAGCUUGGUGCACGACGACGUUAUAGACGGAUCAGACAAACGGAGGGGGAAGAGAACCAUCAAUGAAAUUUGGGGUGAAAGAAAGGCGAUCCUGGCUGGAGAUUUUAUCCUCUCGGCGGCGUCCAUGGCCUUGGCUCGUAUUGGUAACAUAACGGUGGUAAAGGUGCUCUCCCAGACUAUCGAGGACCUGGUGCGAGGUGAAUUCAUGCAGCUGGGCUCCAAAGAGGACGAGAACGAGAGGUUCAAACACUACCUCGAGAAAACCUUCAAGAAGACAGCAAGUCUUAUUGCAAACAGUUGUAAAGCAGUAUCCAUUCUGGUGAAUUCUGAUCCGGAAGUUCAUGAAAUAGCCUUCCAGUACGGGAAGAAUGUUGGCAUCGCAUUUCAGUUGGUGGAUGAUGUCUUAGACUUCACGUCGGGGGCCAGUCAGCUGGGGAAGCCCUGCGCCGCAGAUCUCAAACUGGGGUUGGCCACCGGACCGGUCCUGUUUGCCUGUCAGCAGUUUCCUGAGCUCCAUGCAAUGAUCAUGAGACGCUUCACCUUCAAAGGAGACGUAGAUAAAGCCUGGCAGUACGUCCUUCAGAGCGAUGGAGUGCAACAGACCACCUUCCUGGCCCAGCGCUACUGUCAAGAAGCCAUCAGGCAGCUCAGCAUGCUGCGGCCGUCGGCAGAGAGGGACGCCCUCAUCAGGCUCACUGAGAUGGUGCUUACUAGGGACAAGUGA
Messenger RNA from Acanthopagrus latus (yellowfin seabream), 1266 nucleotides. It is a transcript of the gene pdss1, whose product is annotated as prenyl (decaprenyl) diphosphate synthase, subunit 1. The transcript is spliced from 11 exons. The record is from RefSeq and is a predicted model, not a curated record. Gene Ontology annotation, biological process: isoprenoid biosynthetic process; ubiquinone biosynthetic process. The coding region runs from base 1 to 1266 and encodes 421 amino acids. Gene Ontology annotation, molecular function: prenyltransferase activity. Gene Ontology annotation, cellular component: transferase complex; mitochondrion. NCBI's taxonomy places the organism in Eukaryota, Metazoa, Chordata, Actinopteri, Spariformes, Sparidae.